Molecule: messenger RNA, 1971 nt
Organism: Pseudophryne corroboree (corroboree frog)
Lineage: Eukaryota; Metazoa; Chordata; Amphibia; Anura; Myobatrachidae
Gene: DNAJB9
Product: DnaJ heat shock protein family (Hsp40) member B9
Exons: 3
Coding region: 208-873 (221 amino acids)
Cellular component (GO): endoplasmic reticulum
Molecular function (GO): misfolded protein binding; protein-folding chaperone binding
Source: RefSeq, a predicted model, not a curated record
GCGGAAGUGACGUCGGUGCCUUAUGCAAGUAGCUAGUUAACAACAGCCUUCCACGUGCGCCUAAAAUCACGUGCCUGGUGGAGGCCAAUAGCAUACCGUGACGUGUAGCUGAGCGGCUUGCGGAGUGGGCGAGGCUGUGGUAUUAGCUCUGAAAAGUCCUAGCUGCGGGCGGGUGGUUGCUGCUCAGCGGGAAGCGGAACCCUAGAGAUGGCUUCAGCUCAGUCAGUGCUCACAUUUGCAGUUUGUAUAUUAUUGAUAACUGAGAUUAUAUUGGCGAAAAAGAGUUAUUAUGACAUUUUGGGGGUUCCAAAAGAUGCCUCUGAACGACAGAUCAAAAAAGCAUUUCACAAACUUGCAAUGAAAUAUCACCCUGAUAAAAAUAAAAGUCCUGAUGCUGAAGCAACAUUUCGAGAAAUAGCUGAAGCAUACGAGACCCUUUCAGAUGAAAAUAAACGCAGAGAGUAUGAUCAGUUUGGCCAUGAUGCUUUCACAAAUAGUGGAAGAGGAAGCAAUGAGAAUUUCCACCAGUCUUUCAAUUUCAACUUUGAUGAUCUCUUUAAAGAUUUUGACUUUUUUGGAGAGAACCAAAACACUCGUUCAAAGAGACACUUUGAAAACCACCAUUUUAGGGGCCACCAGGAUCCUUCAAGUAGGCACAGACGUCACUUUGAUGACUUUGCAUUUGGCGGAAGUUUAUUUAAUGACAUGUUUGAAGACAUGGAGAAAAUGUUUACAUUUGGUAGUUUUGAUAAUAAGCAGAGGCACAAUAUAAGACCGGAAAGCAGGUUCCAUGCGUCCAGCAAGCACUGUAGGACUGUCACUCAGCGAAGAGGCAAUAUGGUUACUACCUAUACAGACUGUUCAGGCCAGUGAGCAGGGCUCUUGGCACAUAAAGUUCAAUUUUGGCAAAGCGGAGAACCUGUGAACUGUAUCUGUAAAAGCUUUGUUUUAGACUAUAGAAGUAUAAUAAAGCAGAUCAAAUGGCAGGAAAAUAAUUCAUGCACUAGUGGAUGGUGUCAUGUAACAGAAUAGUAGGGGUGCUAUAUUACAUUGCCAUUCUAGGGAUUUGAAAACCUUGUGUAAUAAACCCUUACCAGAUGUUCAUCAUUUUCCUGAAAGUUUAAGAAUAACAAUACAAUUAUCGUUUAUACAUAAGUUCCAGUAGAUUUCCUUAGGCAUGGUAUACACUUAAGCUUUUGCUAUGAAUGGUUUUAUUUUGUCUAAAGCCAGAUUAUGCAAAAUCUCCUAGGGUAAAUUCUGUGUUCCCAUUCUUUGUUGCACUUUUCCUUUUUAAGUUUAAGAAAUUGAAUAUAUUUCUCUCUAGGAGGAAAUUAAAUAUGAUGAUUUGCUGGCUCUUUUUAACACUUUGACUUAACAGUAUUUGAGCAUGUUCAAAACGCCUGUGUGGGUUAUAGCUUAUAUUCUCCAGUUCAAGAGGUUUGAGAGGCCUAACCAAGCAGCCAUAUGAAGCUUCUGUGUGGCUUGUAUUUUCUUCCUAUUUUGUAUUUUCUUAAUUUGGCUAAAUGCUUUUUCUCACACUGCUAUGUUUUGCUAAGGUGUAGAAAAUGGCAGUAACUCCUAAAGUCCUCUGUGAAGGCUUUUAUGGGUGCCAUGUCAUUGUACCAGUCUUCCAGCUUAUGCCUUGCUUCCACAAUAACCCCUCUUGACUUCUCAGAAAAUAAGCUUCCCCACGAAGUCAAUUCCCUACAAUGUUAAAGAGUUACAUUGACUUCCAUGGUAAUUCAAGCAAUACAUUAUUGGUCUAGCCAGCUACAGCUGUGGAACACUUGCAAUGUGCAAUAUUUUUAUAGUGCCUGAUGGUGCUUUUGUGAUCAGACGUUUUUAUUUUUGUGUAACAGAACUGCACUUUUCCUGGCAUAUGCCAUAUGACUAGUUAUCUUAUGGAUAGUAACAAAUGCCACCUGUUUUACCUCAUGUGUGGAGUGAAAAUAAAUGAUACCGUAACUUCAA